AUGGCUGCCGCAACAGCCGCCAUCUUUCCAUCGGCCCCGGAUUUCGUCAAUAUGGAUCAUCGCUCAGCCGAUGCGCACCGCUUGCCGGCCGCACCGUUCAGCGAUGCCAACACUGCUAAUGGCCGCUCAUUACGGACAGCAAAGUCAGUUCCUUCGCCCACCACGCCAACAUCGCCCUUUCGUCUUCGUGGCACGCCAAAUUCGCCAUCGAUCCCACAUCGCCGCGUCUACAACAUCGAAGACGAAUCGAGCUCGAGCACGUCCAGAUCGAUCGCUUCGGAUACUCGUUCCUCUGAUGCGUCCGUGACGCCCUCUCAGUCCGCUUCCAACGUUGCUGCUUCCUCAACUCCUACAUCGCCCGCUCGUCUCGGUGUGCCUUUGCCUCCACCGAGUCCGGGAUCGCCCACUCGGCCAUUAUCACACAAAAAGUCUGCAGAGCGCAGAAGGAAAGCGACUCGCAAUCAGCACCUUACCAACCUCGAAGCGGCUUCCCUCUCCACUCCCGAGCUCCAUCUCGCUUCAGACCCCUUGCUCGAUACCCAGGAACCCACGUUCUUGCGCAAGCUCGUUCGCGGCUCGCGGGCUCAGUCCAAUGCUGCCAUCUCCAGCGCCGGUAGCGAAAAUCAGAGCCGCGCAGCCAGCGCUUCGCCACGUCUCGGCGUUUCGCCCGGACUGGGAUAUUCGAGCUUUGCCGCCGCCAUGAGCGCCGUCGAUUCACGCAAAGACAGUCUGCAGCCUAGUGCGGUGCCUGAAGACGCCCGUUCCCGCAAACAGAGCACCGCCACGCUGCGCAGCGCCGAUUCGGACGCGACCCGAUCGUCCUGGGCCCGACAGAACGAAAGCACGGACACGCUUAGCCCAACGAUGGAUGGCAGCGCGCGCUCGUCACCGAUCAAGUCGGAGCCCAAGUCGACUGCCGGCGCCUGGUUCCGACGCAGCCGCAAGGUCAACGAAGACGCCGGCACCUCGGUAGGUGAAUCCUCCACACAAGUCUCGAUGCAGCCGAGCCAAACGAGCGCCGCGACGGUCGGAUCUGGCACUACCCUGUUGUCGGAAAGCAACCUCACCAUGCUCUCUGCGGCGACUGCGACCACGACGGCGUCCUUUGACAUGUCCGAGCUGGCGUCGCCUCAAGCUGCUCUCGAAAGCAUUCGGAAAGCGCGCUCCUUCAUGAUUCGCGAGCUUGGACGUGUGAGCGAGCCCGAACAGGCUUUGGACAAGCAACGCAUCUCGUCGCUCGUCUCGCAGGUGAGCCUGGAAGUGCACAAUCCCAGCAUCGAGGCAUCGAGUUUCUGGCUCAGCAUCGCCGACGGCGUGUUGCUUUGCCUACUCGCGAAUCGUCUCAGGCCUGGUAGCGUCGACCGAAUCGACCGCCGAGACCUGGAGUGGGUCAAAUCUGACAACAUUUCCAGAUUCCUGAGAGCGGCACGUGACCACCUCGGCCUGCGCUCCAAGGAUCUCUUUCAAGCCUUUGAUCUUACUGACGGUACCGUCGAGGGCCUACUUCGCGUUGUCCACACACUUCAGGCGACGGACAAGAUGGUCAGGCGAAACUCGAAGGUGUCAGCGGCUCGCGCGAAUGCCAUCAAAAUUGAGCCGAGAACGACCUCGAUGACGCCUCCCUCCACGCCACGUGCGCAGGACCGAAAGAUGCUGUCCGCGGGCAAUGGCGAUCUGGACCGCCUCAACAACGAUUCGGAGCUGUCGCUGAACGACGACACACCUAAAAGGACUCUGCUCGCGAUACAGCAGAACAGACGCGAAGCAGAACGCAUCCUGAUGGGCAAGUCUGACUCUAAGCGUCGUUCUGGCGAGCUCAAUCUGCCAAAGAUGAAGGGCUCGUCCAUCACAUUUGCCGAUUCGGUCAAGCAGAACAGCUUCAGCAGUGACGACGACAAUCGUAUGCCAUACCGCGACCGCAAGCUAAGCGAGUCGGCGAUCAGUCUCACGGGUGUUGCCGAAGAGCCCGAGGACAAUUUCGCAGCAGAGCCCGGUUCGUUGGCCGCCGCAGAAUCAUUCUCUAGCACCAGCACGCAAUCCACAUCGAUGGACCGCGUUCAAGGAAGGAGAGGGAGCAGCGAGUCGGACAAAUCGACCAAGGGCUUUGCCGUCAGACCCGCACCGCUGGCUCGAACCACAUCGCAGAAGCGCAUCAGUCAAGAGCUCGCUCUGGGUCAGCUGCCAAGGGCUGUCAUCGGAUCGACCGAGAAUCUGGACGACUACCUUUUCACCUCGGGGAGCCCACCUCGGCAUGCUCCGACGAGGCGACACAGCGCGCGGCUCAUCCCCGGUCCGUCUCUGCUCAACCCCUCGCGUGAAUCACUGCUGAAUCUGAGCUUGCAGUCGAACGGCGAGUCGGAGGCAGCAGCAUCGCCCCGCGUCCCCUUCCCUCGUGGUGCCAACGAUUCUCCUGGCGCUCGUCGAAUGACGCGCAACCUUUCGUUGAACGCCGGUGUCAGCGACACCUUUCCGACAGCGUCUUCCGGUGCGUCAACAGCGACUGCCACCAACGGCAGCAGCAUCUCCCCUAAGGUCGCCUCUCGUCCCCAAUUCCGACACAUGCGUUACUCUUCCGACCUGCACCUCCCCUCCAUGACCCGGAACGCGUCCAUGGGAGGACGCUCGCCUGAUCUUUCGGUGGAUGAACGCUCCUACGUUUCUACAUCGCGCAGCCGCUUCGAUUCCGAGAUGGGUUCCGUCUACACCAACACUCUCGGCAGUCUCGCCACGGAGGACGCCGGUUCGGCAGUGACAAGAGGCAGUCGUGACGCCACGGGUCCCAAACACAAGAUCGUCGUCGCGGAAGAGGGAAAGCCCAAUGUGACCUACCAACUGGGCAACUGCAUCGGUCGCGGUCAGUUUGGAUCCGUAUAUCGCGCCUUGAACCUCAACUCGGGCCGCAUGGUUGCCGUCAAGAGAAUCAAGCUCGAGGGUCGUUCCGAUGAAGAGGUGGACGACCUGAUGGGCGAAGUCGACCUUCUCAAGAGCCUCACCCACCCGAGCGUCGUCAAGUACGAGGGCCUCGUGCGCGGACCGGACGUCGUCUCCAUCAUUCUCGAGUUUGUCGAGAACGGCUCGCUAUUGCACACGCUCAAGGCCUUCGGCACUUUUCCGGAAAAGCUGGUGGCCAGCUACGUGGUCAAGAUCCUCGAGGGUCUCAACUAUCUGCACGGCCAGAACGUCGUGCACUGCGAUCUCAAAGCUGCCAACAUCCUGACCACCAAGCAAGGCAACAUCAAGCUGUCCGACUUUGGCGUUUCGCUGAAUCUCAAGGCGGUCAAGAAGAUGGGUAACAAGAAUGACGCGAUCGGCACGCCAAACUGGAUGGCUCCCGAGGUUAUCGAGCUCAAAGGUGUCACUACUGCAGCCGACAUCUGGUCGCUCGGCUGCACCAUCAUCGAGCUGCUGACCGGCAAGCCGCCUUACUACGAUAUGCUCGCCAUGUCGGCCAUGUUCAGGAUCGUCGAGGACGACUGCCCGCCCAUCCCCGAGAAGUGUUCGGAUGCCCUCCGCGACCUGCUGACGCAGUGUUUCAACAAGGAUCCUUCCAAGCGUCCGAGUGCCGAGAUGCUCUUUGAGCACGAGUGGAUGCAGCAGGUGUGGACUGGACACAGGGAGCUGCGCGAGCUUCGACCGCAGGACAGUGUUCCUUUCCUGCGUCGCAUCAGUGCUGAUGCAAGACGACUAGAUCCUCGUAUAUUUGAAGAGGAGGCCGAGUCUCGGCCUGCACAGCCUGUCAUGGAGAGGUCAACUUCGUCGCCGCCUCCUACUUUGCAACGUCCCGAUCUAGAGGCGCUGCGAGCCAACACGUCUCCUGCUUCGGCUGAAUCUGCAGCUCUCGCCAUCAACGGUGUGUCGCCCAAAACGUCUCCGCCGAUGCAUGUCAACGCGCUGCCAAACAUCGACACCUCUUCCGUUGCUCACGUCAACCAGCCCGCAAUCGACCCCAGCAGUCCAACAGUGCUUUCGCCCGCCGGCGAGGCGUCGAUGAUCGACCUCGGACUCUUGGCUGACGAGGAAGCCAAGCCACAUGCCUUUGUCAAGAGCACUUUCAGCAAGGCGGUGACGUGCAAGAUCUGCCGCGAGCCUGUCAAGAAACAUGCCGUGCUGUGCGAAGAGUGCGGUUUGGUAUGCCACGCGCGGUGUGCGGGCUAUGCGCCUUCUCCCUGCAACCUGCGCGCUCAGCUGCUCUUGUUCCAACAAAGGACCUCCAUGGAUCAGACGAGCCCCAUGUCGUCGGCCGCUCAACUCCCGUCGCUCUCGCCGACGAUUGGCGGGGCUGCCCACAAUGCUCCAACGCCGAUCAAUUUCCGCUUGCCGUUCGGACUGAAAAGGCAGUCCAAGUCGCCGACGGUCGAUUCGCAACCCAAGCUCGGCUUUGGCGCACCUGCCCGCCCCGAGAUCGAGGCCGGAAUGCCGCCUUCCCCUCCCAGCAGGAACGGGGCGCUCGGGAGCAAGCCUCCCAACAAGGAUCAAGCGGCCGUACGCAAGCGUCGCAUCUCCUUGAUCCCGGGUCGGCCACGUUCGCCGUCGCCACCGCCUCCGGUCCCCGAGAGUCCUGAGGCGAUGCGAGGUCCCUAUGGCAACGGGGCGCUUCAUGGCGUUCGCAGGCACAGCUCGAUGAGCUACGGCAGCAUCAGUGGCGCCAGCAGCAUCUCGAGCGCUGGUGGCCUUUUCCUGGGUCAGUCCAGCUCCCGUGGUUCAUCAGCACAGCAGCACCAACCGCAGCAAUCGCGCCAAUCGCAUCAGCAGCAUCAGCAGCAUCAGCAGCAUCAGCAUCAGCAGCAUCAGCAGCAGCAGCAGCAGCAGCAUCAGCAGCAGCAGCAGCAGCAGCAACGGCUGCCUCACGCAUCGACGUCUGUCCUACCCGCCGCACCUAUCGACAAGCAACCUUCCAAGGACCGAUUUCGUCGUCGACUCAGCUCUGGCAUUGUUUCGAGCGGUGCAGUGGCUGAAUUGACACCGUCGGCCAAGAGGAUGAGCAAAGCGCAGCUCGGAACGGGUCCAGCGACGCCCACGCCUCAAUCAGCAAACGACCGCAAAAAGUCUCGGCGCGCUUCGUCCAAGGCUGACUGUAUCAUCAUGUGA
Molecule: messenger RNA, 5088 nt
Organism: Pseudozyma hubeiensis SY62
Lineage: Eukaryota; Fungi; Basidiomycota; Ustilaginomycetes; Ustilaginales; Ustilaginaceae
Product: likely protein kinase
Exons: 1
Coding region: 1-5088 (1695 amino acids)
Biological process (GO): protein phosphorylation
Molecular function (GO): protein kinase activity; protein binding; ATP binding
Source: RefSeq, a predicted model, not a curated record